Molecule: messenger RNA, 2445 nt
Organism: Chaetomium globosum CBS 148.51
Lineage: Eukaryota; Fungi; Ascomycota; Sordariomycetes; Sordariales; Chaetomiaceae
Exons: 2
Coding region: 1-2445 (814 amino acids)
Cellular component (GO): nucleus; cytoplasm
Source: RefSeq, a predicted model, not a curated record
AUGUUUAUGCUCAGGAAUGUCGGGAAGCUGCUCUUCGGCUCCAGCAACCAGGAGUCAAUGAUUGAGCUUCCACAAGGCCAACUUUACCUCGUCCGACCGCUUUCUCCCAAGGGUUACUCCGAGCUCAUCUUCAAAGAUGCAUCGGCCCGCAUUCGACGCACGGCGCAGGAUUUCCAGUACCAGCUUGUUGUACAACGGGUCUUCGAAGAAGGAGAGGCCGAGCUACUCGCCGAAGAGGAGGGUGAAGACGCCGAAGCCGACGCGGAUAUUCUUGCAGGGGAACGGGAUGAAAAGACGUUUUUGCUCGACGAGGCCCUCCACUUCCGCGUCGAGAAUCGCGAAGGGAGCGAGCGGGUUCUGGCUUGGCGAGACUUGAGCGGGGAUGCGGGCGAUGUCUACGAGUUUGUCUGCGAGCCUGCCAUCUUGCCCGCCCAAGUCGAACAGUUCGCGCAAGUCGCGAAGCAAUGCCAGUACGAACGCAAGUACCGAAAACCAUAUACCACUGCGUCGGAUGAGGACCUAGAGCAAUUCGAAUUCGACGAACAACCCAUUCCACAGGCCAGCCCGCUGCACAGCCCGACAAUUGCCAGGUCUAUCGACUCCUCCGACUCCAUGGUGCUCGGAAAGCCCGCCGCGAACACGGGCGUCAAGCGUGAGAAGAUCGCUAAGGCCGAUGCCACACCGACUAAGAAGGGCCAAGAGAGGGACAUGGGACCCCCCGUCGUCUCGGCCCACCCGGAGGCUCGCGAGAUGCUGGCAGCAGAAGUAGCCGAGCUUCACUUCUUCGACUUCCCCUCCGGUGCCUUCGUUCAGCAGGAUGCAUCAGUAACCGCGACGGUGACAGAGAUUGGCGAUUGGCAGUACUGGCUCCAAGUCAAAAGCGCUGAUCGGGAUUGGCUUGGCAUCCCCGUGGUCGCCGACAUCAACCCUGUGUUCAACUUUGAGUUCCUGUCCUUCAUCUUCAAUCAGUUUUCCGACGAUGGCUCAGCCUACUCCUGGCUUCUGCGGUUCAAGGAUCAGGCCACCCUCGAGCGGUUCCAGGAGGGUCUCUUGCAGGCUCUGUGGGAGCAGCUGAACGAGAUGAAGUGGUCCAAGGUCAAGGACAAGGAUCGGGAUUAUGUUGCGGACGCCUUCAACGACCUGACAAUGGAGGAUUCGGACCGCCCUGAGGAGGAAGAAGAGGUGGAGCAGGUCGAGGAAGAAGAGGAAGAGGAUGACCGGGCACGAAGCGAACAUUACGACAGCGACGAAGAAGAAGAUGAUGUCGAGUACAAGCCCAAGGACAGCGAUGUCAACAAGCAACUCGCCGUGGGCUACAAGCACGACCGCUCGUUUGUUGUUCGCGGCUCCAAGAUUGGCGUCUUCAAACACACGCCCAACAACCACCUCGAGUUCAGCACCAACAUCUCAAAGGUCGAGACGCCCAAGGGCGAGUUGUUCUCCCCGAAGAAGGUUAUGCUCCACAAUGAGGACCGAAACCUCAUUCUACAAAAGGACUCGGACCCCAACAAGCUGUACCGCAUGGAUCUGGAAUACGGCAAGGUGGUCGACGAGUGGACCGUGCAUGAGGACAUCCCGGUCGUGACAUUUGCGCCCGAGAACAAAUUCGCUCAGAUGACACACGAGCCGACAUUCCUCGGCAUCAGCAGAAACGCCCUCUACCGAGUUGAUCCCCGCCUGUCCGGCACCAAGCUGGUUGACGCCCAACUCAAGCAGUACACGAGCAAAAACGAUUUCUCGGCGGUUGCGACGACCGAAAAAGGAUACAUCGCGGUGGCGUCCAACAAGGGCGAUGUCCGGCUCUUCGAUCGCCUGGGCAUCAAUGCCAAGACGCACAUACCUGCUCUGGGUGAACCUAUCAUUGGUCUCGAUGUCUCGGCAGACGGCCGCUGGGUUCUUGCGACAUGCCGGACAUAUCUCCUCCUCGUCGACGCGCUGCAGAAAUCAGGCAAGAACGAGGGCAAGCUGGGCUUCGAGAAGCCGUUCGCCGCCGACGACAAACCGCAACCCCGCCGUCUAGCUCUGACCCCGGAGCACGUCGCGCAAUUCGCCUACGAAACCGGAAAGGGCGUCAGCUUCACGCCGGCCAAGUUCAAUACGGGUGAGGGCGCGGAAGAGACUAGCAUCAUCACCGCGUCAGGCCCCUACAUCGUCGAGUGGAGCCUUAAGAAGGUUCUGACGGGCCGCAAGGCUCCGUACCUGAUCAAGCGGUACACGGACGAUGUCAAGGCGGAUGACUUCAAGUUUGGCACUGACAAGAACGUCAUCGUCGCUCUUCCUCACGAGGUCAACAUGGUCAACCACGCACGUUUGAAGCCAGCCACUCGGGAGAGCAUUGCUGGUGACUUUGGCAUUGCCGGGCGCCGGGGCUCGGGGCGGAUCGGAACGCCGGCAAGCCGGCGGUCCAAGCUUGGGAAGGAGGACGUCGUCAGGGAGGCCUUUUAG